Molecule: messenger RNA, 939 nt
Organism: Rhizopus microsporus ATCC 52813
Lineage: Eukaryota; Fungi; Mucoromycota; Mucoromycetes; Mucorales; Rhizopodaceae
Exons: 8
Coding region: 1-939 (312 amino acids)
Biological process (GO): ubiquitin-dependent protein catabolic process; protein ubiquitination
Cellular component (GO): cytosol; ubiquitin ligase complex
Molecular function (GO): ubiquitin protein ligase activity
Source: RefSeq, a predicted model, not a curated record
AUGGCCUAUUUUGCCCAUGUUGAAUCAAGAAAGAUUAGCUUAUUGGCCCAUGUCAACAUGAGUAUUUGUGGAUCGCUAUUGAUUGGAAGAUGCAUCAUAAAAUGGGUAUUUGGAGAACUAUGGCCAAUAGAGAGUCAACAUAUGUAUGACAGGAUGCUCAACUUUUUAUUAUUUAAAAUGAUAUUCAUUGGAGCAGUAAUGGAUCCAGUGUGGCGACAUAUAUUAAGGUUGUCCAUGUGGAUUGGAAUUUUAGGAUUUAUGCGAAUAUUCAGUUUACUGAGUAGAGAUCGAUUGGAUAAUCUUACAACAAUUGCCUUUGUUUCGAUACAUAAAUAUUACAAAAUUAUCAUAUUAUUAUCAACUAUUUUACUCAGUAACAUCAUUUGGUAUCUUGGAUCACUUUAUUUAUUCCCAACUUCAUUAGCAUUUCUUACAUUGGAGUUUUUGCCUGUCGUAUUAGAUACAGUACAAGUUCUUAUCAAAUAUAUCACACAUUUACUCGAUCAAUGGAUUGAAAAUGGCUUCGAAAGUAAAAGAUGGAUAAAUUAUUAUACAGAAUUGAGUGCUGAUGUAUUGAUACUGGCUUGCACCUUAUUACAAUAUCUUCAGCUUAUGUGGAUGCAUGGAAUCUCCUUUGGGCUAGUUGAUAUUGUCUUAUUUUUAAAUGUGAGAAGUGUAUUAAAGACAUUGCAUAACAAGAUCACCAUUUACAGGGAAAGAUGGAGGGCGAUGGCUUAUAUCAGACAAAGAUACGUUGACGCAUCACCUGAAGAGUUAUCGAAAUUAAAUGAUGAUUGUGCAAUAUGUCGUGAAAAGAUGAAGACUGCAACAAAGCUUGCCUGCGGACACUUGUUUCAUCUUCAAUGCUUGCAUUCAUGGAUUCAACAUCAUGUAUCUAAACCUACUUGCCCAACAUGUCGAAGACCUUUAUCUACAUGA